Messenger RNA from Sphaeroforma arctica JP610, 2533 nucleotides. Its product is annotated as methylmalonyl-CoA mutase, mitochondrial. Lineage: Eukaryota; Ichthyosporea; Ichthyophonida. The record is from RefSeq and is a predicted model, not a curated record. Bases 231 to 2465 code for a protein of 744 amino acids. Gene Ontology annotation, molecular function: cobalamin binding; metal ion binding; methylmalonyl-CoA mutase activity. The transcript is spliced from 12 exons. Gene Ontology annotation, cellular component: mitochondrion.
AGUCUUUGCGUUGUUUGUUUAUUAAAAAUGCACUGCUAUGUCCAGUGCGGGGAUACUCUACUUUGUACGGGCUUCACAACAACCUGGACACUUGCGGCAACAUAGCUGUCUCAGCUAGUCUCUUAAAGCAGGAGAAAAUACUAGCGUAUCACAUACGUCAACGGUUACCUCCACUCUUAGUUAUCUUUUCCUCAUUGUGGUAGUAUUCGUACAUCUACUACGUCUACAUCAUGUUGAACGCUACACGUGCCGUGUCUUCUCGGUCGCUCAGGCUGUCCAGCGUUAGAGUUAUGUCCACUAAAACUAUCAAAGCAGCUAAAGAGGGUGAGCAAGCCUGGACCACAAGAGCUGAGAAGGAGCUCAAGGGACAGAAACCCAACGAAGCACUGCUGUGGAAAUCUCAGGAGGGUAUCGAUGUUAAACCUCUGUACACAGCCGCCGAUAUAGAAGACUUGGAUAUCGCACAACAUCCGGGAGUAUUCCCGUACACACGAGGACCUUACGCGACGAUGUACGCCCGUAAACCAUGGACGAUUCGACAGUACGCUGGGUUCAGUACUGUGGAAGAGAGUAAUGCCUUCUACAAAAAGAACAUCGCUGCUGGCCAGCAAGGUCUGAGUGUCGCAUUCGAUCUGGCCACACACAGAGGAUACGAUUCAGAUAACGAGCGAGUGGUGGGUGAUGUGGGUAUGGCUGGUGUUGCCAUCGAUAGCGUCGAGGACAUGAAGGUUCUCUUCAAAGACAUACCUCUUGACAAGAUGUCGACGUCCAUGACAAUGAACGGUGCAGUGCUGCCUGUGCUGGCUAUGUAUAUCGUCGCCGGCGAGGAGCAGGGUGCCAAGCAGAGCCAAUUGGCUGGAACUAUACAGAACGACAUCCUGAAGGAGUUCAUGGUGCGAAACACAUACAUUUACCCACCCGAGCCGUCGAUGAAGAUUAUUGCCGAUAUCUUCGGGUACACCGCUACCCACAUGCCGAAGUGGAACUCCAUCUCCAUCUCGGGCUAUCACUUGCAAGAGGCUGGGGCCCACUCAGCUCUAGAGUGCGCCUUUACCAUUGCUGAUGGUUUGCAAUACUGUCAGACCGGAAUCGACGCGGGUUUGGAUAUUGAUAAGUUUGCGCCUCGUUUAUCUUUCUUCUGGUGCAUCGGAAUGAGCUUCUAUAUGGAAAUCGCCAAGAUGAGAGCCGCCCGCAAACUAUGGGCCGAGUUGGUGCAGGAUCGCUUCAAACCAAAGAACCCUAAAUCGCUGAUGCUGCGAACUCACAGUCAAACAAGUGGUUGGUCACUGACUGAGCAAGAUCCGUACAACAAUGUCGUGCGUACAACUAUCGAGGCGAUGGCGUCUGUGUUUGGCGGUACCCAGUCUCUGCAUACUAACUCACUGGACGAGGCUUUGGGUCUCCCAACAGAGUUCAGUGCCAGAAUUGCGCGUAACACACAGCUGAUCCUGCAGGAGGAAUCGCACAUCCCCAAUGUCAUCGACCCCUGGGGUGGAUCGUACUUCAUGGAGAAAUUGACAGAUGAGAUUUACACAGAGUCUCUAUCAAUCAUCAAAGAGAUUGACGAUUUGGGAGGUAUGGCCAAGGCUGUGGCAUCCGGUAUGCCUAAGUUGCGUAUUGAAGAGUGUGCGGCCAAACGACAGGCACGCAUUGACACUGGCAGAGAGGUUAUUGUCGGCGUUAAUAAGUACAAGAUGGCCAAGCAAGAUCCAUUUGAUGUGCUUCAAAUUGACAACACAUCCGUGAGAAAUCAGCAGAUCGCGAAAAUCAACCGCAUCCGCAAAGAAAGGAACUCCAUGGAAGCCAAUAAGUGUUUGGAGGCACUGACUGAGUCUGCUAAAACUGGCGAAGGAAACUUAUUGGAACUGGCCAUUAACGCUGCACGAGCGCGUUGCACAGUGGGUGAAAUAUCUGAUUCGCUCGAGGUAGUCUUUGGCCGCCAUGUGGCUCACAGUGGCAUGGUCAGCGGCGCGUACAUCAACGAAAUCCCUGGCGACGAUGAUAUGGGAAAGGCUUUGGAUAUUGUGAAGGAAUUCGCCAAGGAAGAGGGUAGACCUCCCCGAAUUCUCAUGGCCAAAAUGGGCCAAGAUGGACACGAUAGAGGCGCAAAAGUUAUCGCCACAUCGUUUGCUGACAUAGGAUUUGAUGUUGAUAUCAGCCCGCUAUUCUGCACACCCGAGGAAGUGGCACGCCAGGCAAUAGAUAACGAUGUGCAUGUCGUGGGUGUGAGCUCACUGGCAGCAGGGCAUAAGACACUUAUACCGACGCUCAAGACAGCGCUGACGGAUUUGGGACGGCCGGAUAUUGUCAUUCUUGCCGGAGGUGUGAUUCCCCCAUCAGACUAUGAUUUCCUUUAUGCUGCUGGUUGCAGUAGUAUCUUCGGUCCUGGCACGCGCAUACCCCUUGCCGCCGUGAAGGUCGUGAACGAUAUAAGACUCGCCGCAGCAGCUGAGGCCGCAAAAUAAAUAUUAGUUAUAGUUUACACAUCAAUAAAUGCUUUUAAGUUUCGCGCUUUGAGACUCACCUUGGGAUA